Penaeus monodon (black tiger shrimp) is the source of this 549-nucleotide messenger RNA. RefSeq names its product lisH domain-containing protein C1711.05-like. Lineage: Eukaryota; Metazoa; Arthropoda; Malacostraca; Decapoda; Penaeidae. The record is from RefSeq and is a predicted model, not a curated record. Bases 1 to 549 code for a protein of 182 amino acids. The transcript is spliced from 2 exons.
AUGAGCGAAUAUAGGGGGAAGGAAAGUUCCCGAGCCUACCCCAUCGACAACUCUGGCCAGCAUGAACCUCACUCGGAAAGUCGCAUAGCAGACCCUGUCAUCCUAUGGAGUGAUGUUAUGGAAGAAUUAAAAGGACUCCGGAGAGACCUUUCUGAGCCCCACUCAGAAAGUCGUAUGGCAGACUCUGUAAUCCUAUGGAGUGACGUUAUGGAGGAAUUAAAAGGACUCCGGAGAGACCUUGUGAGGAAAGAAAGCCAUAAGGACUCUGCUUCAGAAUCUUCGAGUGAUGACGAUGACAAUAAAAACCGGAAAUCAAGGCGACAAAAAUACAUUACAUCAGAAUCCACAAGUGAUGAGGACAGCUGCUCAGACACUGAAUCAGAAUCAUCGAGCAUCGACGAAAAACGGUGGAGAUCUAAACGACUUCGAAAACACAGCACUACUGAAACUUCAAGUGAUGAUGAUGCCAUAUCAAAACCGGCCAAAACGAAAAACUCGCAAAUCCCAGAAGAACCGCUCCCGCUCAAAACCAUCCGAUCAAGGUGCUGA